Molecule: messenger RNA, 1408 nt
Organism: Rhizophagus irregularis DAOM 181602=DAOM 197198
Lineage: Eukaryota; Fungi; Glomeromycota; Glomeromycetes; Glomerales; Glomeraceae
Source: RefSeq, a predicted model, not a curated record
AUGAUUUUUCUAGAUGAUAAGCAUCGUUGCAAAGUUGGUGAACCUGGAUUUCCUGUUGCUGCAAUAGAGAGGGGAAAGAAAGUAGUUGUUAGUAAAGACACCACAUUCACAGUAGCCGAUUAUGAUUUUACAAAAACGGGAAUUAUACCAAGUGUAGUGAUGAUAUGUGACAUUCCAGAAUCGAUCAAUGGUGAUUUCUAUGUGGGAAAAGUACGCAUUAGAUUAAAGGAUCCAAUUUUUCAACCUUCCUCACCUCUCCGACAUGCAACAGAAUUGUUUAAUAUACUACUUGAUGAAAAUCUUUAUAACAAGCCUGUGUUAUGUCUCUAUACGGAUGGUGAUCUUGAUUAUCUUGUUGCAGUCCGAACUCCACCACAACAUUCAUGGAAAAAUCCUGUUGAGCGCAUCAUGUCAAUCCUGAAUCUAGGACUUCAAAGUGUUGAGGAGAAUCCUAACCUGAAGGAAGAUCUAAUUACAAGCCUUCAAGCUCCAAUUCAUUUGAUUCGUGAUGUGUUUAGUCGUCAAGCUCUUAAAGCAGCAUCAGAAACGGAAAUAGAAAGAUUUUGGGAAACAAUUCAGAUUGUAGAUGAUAGUGUUACUCAUGAAGAUCGAAUAUAUGCAAGAAUUCUUAGAGCACUUCCUAUUCGUUGUUCAACAGAAGAUUUUGAACAAUUGCAUCAUUUUUCAGAUCCAGUACCUGGUGAAGACUCGCAUUACAUAUCAUUUGAAAAGCUAUAUGGUACACCAACAACAGAAGAUCAUAGACCUUCGUUUAGGGAUGCUAAAGCAAAAAAAAAAGAAAAUAUGAUAACUACAAAAGUGAAACAUAGUAUGCCCUUUUGCCCUUCUGCUAUACGUGCAAAAAAUGUUGGUGUUGUUGUAAAUUGUGCUGAGUGUGAGAAACCACGUCUAUUAUUCAGCGCCAGAAAAUUGUCCAAAAAGGAUAGGACAAGGCUACAAAGUUUCUUAGACACAAUCUUCUAUACCUGCAGCAUGUUAUUUCAUAAUACAUGCGAUUUGGCAAUAACCACACCCGUACCAUCAAAGCAACACGAUGAAAUAGAAAAUUUGGAUGAGGGGGAUGAUUGUAAUGAAGACGAAUCUGAAAACUCAGAUGAUGAGAAUGAAUCUGAUAACAAUAUAAAGGAUUCUAUUCGUGAACUUUUUUCAAGAGUUUUUGUUAAUGAUUCUUGGUCUUGUACGUCACAGAUUAAAAAACCAUAUUAUUCAGCUGGAAUCUAUCCGGAUGUUUGCAUUGAGUGUGGAAGCUUAGAUAUUAACGAAACAGCAGAAGACAAAUUCCUACAUUGCAGUAGUUGCAGUGAUAAUACUGCCAUUUCAAAGAAACGUCUAAAGUGAAAACAGGGUGGUAAAGAUAAGGGAAAGCGUACAAAGAUUUGAUUUAGAC